AUGGUCGGCAGUAAUGGCAGCAAGCCUGUCUUACCUGCUGAAAUAAUAUCUACAAUUCUCGACUAUUUGCCAAUCCCAGAUCUCAUGAACUUUGCGCGCACAUCGAGACGAAUGCAAGAAAUGGUAUAUGAAGAUUCGCGAUGGGUGUCAAGACUGAAAGCUAUGGGUGUUUGGAACGAAGGAGAAGCUAGGAAGAGAUUCGAAGAAAUAUUAAGGAAAAAGCGAGAGACGGUGCGACUGAGGGCUGAAGAGGAUUCUAAAAGGACUGGGAUUGGCGUUGGUGUUGGCGGUGCUGGAGGUGGAGGUGGGAAUAUUGGUGGGAUGAGGAAAACUAGCACGACAUUAUUCGACGCGGGAGAGGAGGAGCUACGGCAGCAGAGAAAAUCUGCAGAAAUUGCCUCUAAAAGUUCUAGAGGACUGGCAGACGGAUUCGAGACAUUGUCCAUAUCAGGGCAAGGCCACAUGAGCCUGCCACCUCCACCACGAACUCGAACACCUAUGCAAGAUCCAGAAGCCCUGUUAAAUGUAUUUGCAGAAGUUAGAUCCAUACGCGGGUCUGCGAGACAAGAAUAUGGAAAGAUAUAUGCAGCAUUAGGGCCAUUUUAUCACGAUUUAGCUAGAUCCAGAAGCCAUGUUGAUCCAAUUCUAUUUCGAGUUUAUCGGACACCAGAACAACAGGCACAAAUGCUAGCCCAUCUCCAGGUAUUCUCGCGGAGUGACUGGGCUCAAGGAUGGAGACAACGAGAAGAGAGACUAAUUACUAUGACGGGUAUAUUUGAGACGGCCGUGCUACGAGAAUUUGAGCAGGGUUAUGAAGCAUGGGAUAUUGAUGGUAGAAUGCGGCGAUAUGCUCAUGUGUUGGGUGUACUAAAUGGGGGUCAUGCUGGUAUAGAACUGUUCGUUCAGAAACAUCCAUUAUUUUCCGACCGGGAUGUCCUUGGUAACUCAAUGGAUUGUAUUAACCAAGCAGCAUCUGAAGGUAUAGCACUCGAACCGUCACGGGAAUUUUUGCAAAGGUUGUCCAAGAAUGUCAAUGAACAAGCAGAUAUAAUCGAUAGGGUCUUCCCUCCCGGUGAGGAUGUUCUACAGAUCUUUUUGGAUAAAAUUGCAGAAGAUAUUCUCAUGGAAUAUGUUACUCCUUUAUUUGAUGAAUCUCACGAACGAAGCAUAGCAUCUUAUUUGCAAGCUGUUUCUGGUAUCUUUGAUCAAAGUAUGCAAUUUGCAUCUACGUUGAGGCCUACUAGAAACUCUGGAAAAGACUUCUUUGACAAGGUCAAAGCCGUCAUAGCGCGAGUGUUCGAGCCUCACGUGGAUCUCUACCUGUCAGAAGAGCUUGAUUAUUUCAAAAGGCUCGCCGAAUCAGAAGUAGGGGAUUGGGAAACAAAACUUUCGGUUCAAGAUGCCUCCAAGGAGUCAUUCUAUAUGGCCAACGUUAAUCGCGUUGCUGAUAAAAAGGAUUUCAUGAGCUCGUUCAAGAAAGUCGUUAUGAUGCCUGUCAAUGUUCUACCUACAAUGUCCCCUUUUGGUGCGACUAAGACCGUGACGGCGCCCCAAGCAGGGAGUCGGUCAAGUUUGCAAGUACUCAGCGCGAGUCAGUCACCAGUACCUUCUCGCUCGGCCACUCCAUCAUUACCACCGGGUGCAAUAUCAGUUCCACUGCCGGCUGAAGCACCAACUGAUGAACUCGCAGCCAAGGCUGCUUUGAUGGCCUCAAGGCUGGAAGGGAUUCGCUCACUCUUCAGCAUUGAAGUUGCACUAGACCUUACGCAUUCCGCAAAAGCGAGUAUCGAACGUGCUGCUUUGUUCGUCAGACUAGGAGGUCAGACCGGAGAAGAAGCCCGAGAACAAUGUGAAGCAAUAUUCGUAGUGUUACUGCAAAUCCUUGGAACGAGACAUGUCAAGACUGGCUUUGACAAAGCUGUGGAUCAUCUUUCAAAAUACAACCCUCGUGAGAUUAGCGAGCACCAAAAGGGUGUAGUAGUACCGUUGAUGACAUUCUUAGAACUUGUCAAUGUAGGUGACUUGAUCUCCCAGAUGAUUGAUGUUUUCUAUGAACAACAGCUCGCGACAACCAAACUUGCGGACCGAAAUGAUUUUCUUGAUCCCGCAGUUAAAGCCAAGAAGAAAUUUGAACAAAUGCUGGAUGAACGAGUCGCAGCCGGUUUGAACAAAGGUAUUGAUGUACUUAUGGAUGAAGUGGAAUAUAUUUGCGGCACCACUCAACUCCCCACAGACUACAAUCCUCCCGAAUUCGACGCCAUGGGUAUAAGCCCAGAUAUGGAUAUUGGGCCAACUACCACUGCUGAACAAGUCGUCGCUCUUGUAGAAUCCCACACCAAGAUGCUCACCGGCAGCACCGACAAAACUAUGCUCGACGUCUUCAACCAAGAAGUCGGACUCCGUCUCUUCACCGCCGUCUGUAAACAUCUCAAGCGUCAACGAAUCUCCACCUCUGGCGCUAUCAAGCUCAUCUCCGAUAUGAAUUUAUAUUUUGUCUAUAUCAAAACACUUCGAAAUGCGGAUUUGCUACAGUAUUUUAAGGCACUGAGAGAGUUGAGUCAGAUAUAUUUGAUAAGUCCGGGUCAUGCAAAGGAAAUGGCCACGGUUAUUGCGGAUGGUGAUAGAUUUGGGGGGAUAUUUAGAGCGGAGGAGGUCUAUGAGUUUGCGGAGAGGAGGGCUGAUUGGUAUACGGUUAAAAAAGAUGUAGAGAGGGCUAUGUAUGGGAUUGGAUGUGGAGUUAUGUGA
Sclerotinia sclerotiorum 1980 UF-70 is the source of this 2745-nucleotide messenger RNA. RefSeq lists its product as hypothetical. Gene Ontology annotation, biological process: exocytosis; Golgi to plasma membrane transport. Gene Ontology annotation, molecular function: protein binding. The transcript has a single exon. The coding region runs from base 1 to 2745 and encodes 914 amino acids. The record is from RefSeq and is a predicted model, not a curated record. Gene Ontology annotation, cellular component: exocyst; cytoplasm. NCBI's taxonomy places the organism in Eukaryota, Fungi, Ascomycota, Leotiomycetes, Helotiales, Sclerotiniaceae.